Molecule: messenger RNA, 1014 nt
Organism: Alternaria novae-zelandiae
Lineage: Eukaryota; Fungi; Ascomycota; Dothideomycetes; Pleosporales; Pleosporaceae
Exons: 4
Coding region: 1-1014 (337 amino acids)
Source: RefSeq, a predicted model, not a curated record
AUGACGGAGCUCGGAUCUUACUGUCCGGUACCGGCAAAUCUGUAUGACGAGGACUUUGACGAGUCUUCAUCGAAGCUACCUCCUCCCCGCCCUCUUGGCGAUCUGACAGACAACCUCUACCAGAUACAUCUUGCUAUGUCUCUUCCACAUCGAAUCAGGGCUUCUUCGCUUGUACAGCGCUCGAUCCCCGAUGUCAACGAGGCGAUUGAGAUAGGGCACCACUCCUCUUCGGCUAUCAGGAAUAUCAAGCAAGAAGUCGCAGAGGCCUGGCUACAAUGUGUCGAUUCAUCGGUGGCCAUACUCUCUUAUUCAAACUUCUAUUACCCUCAAGCACUUGAAGAUACAUCACCGUCACAGGAGGAUCUUUACUUCUGGUUGUGCAAAAAAGACACUUUGUGGUCUGCUCUCACAGUAUGCCAACGCAUCAAACAUCUCCGUCAGGCCAGCUCGAAUGGCCAGUAUCUAGAGCAACGAAUGUCCGGGCACAACGAACACAUACUCAUCGCCAAGGUAGAGCAGACCAUCAACUACCUCAUCGCGAGAUUGGGUCGUGGCAAAGCAGAUGAUCUCAAGGACAUCAUUUUCCUGUCGCUGGCGCUCAAAUGCGUACAGCUACCCGAAUCAUCCCCGGGACGACUUUAUGAGCUCUAUUCUACCACCAGGGGAAUAAUGACUGCUUGCAUGGAGCAGCUGUUACCACCCAAGCUUACCGCCAGCGGUCAUCAGCAUGAACGAGACGACGCCGAGUCACUAGCUAAGCGCACGAAAUCGUCCUCAAUACGCCCACCUCCAAAAGUUACGCCUACAUGGCCUGUCAGUUCGAAGCAAACGCCCGACCCGCUUCCAGCAACCCAUGGGCCAGGAAUCCGUGGAGAGACUGCCGAGCAAUACCUCAACGACUUUGCUGGGCUCGCCGCGGAGUUUGCCGAUUGCCAGACCGAUAUGUUUAGUCUCCACGCUGCUUUCGGUGGUGGCGUGGUGCAAGACUGGAAUUGCGACCACCUCUGGCAGUAA